Pseudophryne corroboree (corroboree frog) is the source of this 1212-nucleotide messenger RNA. RefSeq names its product homeobox B7 (gene HOXB7). Gene Ontology annotation, biological process: regulation of transcription by RNA polymerase II. The record is from RefSeq and is a predicted model, not a curated record. The coding region runs from base 64 to 717 and encodes 217 amino acids. Gene Ontology annotation, molecular function: RNA polymerase II transcription regulatory region sequence-specific DNA binding; DNA-binding transcription factor activity, RNA polymerase II-specific. Gene Ontology annotation, cellular component: nucleus. The transcript is spliced from 2 exons. NCBI's taxonomy places the organism in Eukaryota, Metazoa, Chordata, Amphibia, Anura, Myobatrachidae.
UAUCACGGUACCUCGUAAAACCGACACUAAAACGUCCUGGCCUACAAAUCAUCCGGCCAAAUUAUGAGUUCAUUGUAUUAUGCGAAUGCUUUAUUCUCCAAAUAUCAAACUGCAAGUUCUGUGUUCCCAUCCGGAGUGUUCCCAGAGCAAACUUCGUGCGCCUUUGCUUCCAAUGCCCAGCGCACGGGCUAUGGCUCAGGUACCGGGGCGUCCUUCCCUGGAUCCAUGGCCGGGAUAUACAGCAACGGGAGCAGCAUGCACCCCCAGGCACCGGCCCUGUACCCCCCCAGCUACGGGCUGGAAGCUGCCUCCUUUAACAUGCACUGUUCCCCGUUUGAGCAGAACCUCUCCCUAAUGUGCUCCAGUGAUUCUUCCAAGCAGAGCUGCACAAAGACGGAGCAGAGGGACUCUGAGCUGCAGAAUGAGAGCAACUUCCGAAUCUACCCCUGGAUGAGAAGCACAGGCACAGACAGGAAACGGGGCCGACAGACCUAUACACGGUACCAGACCCUAGAACUGGAGAAGGAGUUUCACUACAAUCGCUACCUGACGCGGCGGAGGCGCAUAGAAAUCGCACACGCUCUCUGCUUGACCGAAAGACAGAUCAAAAUCUGGUUCCAAAACCGAAGGAUGAAGUGGAAAAAAGAAAAUAAAGCCUCCAGCCCCUCCUCAAACAGCCAGGAAAAGCCGGAGACUGAGGAAGAGGAAGAGGAGUAACCAGACCCCUCAAUAGACUGGUGACCUCCCCACAAGAUCCACUGGCUCUCUGGAUCCUCUCAUACUACCUAGUUCCCUUUUCUACUAUAGGUUUAGCUACCUACCCUAAUGUGGAGACAGAAUAGAUUCAUUUCCAUGUGACUUGAUUUAGCACAAUUAUUUGCAGAUUCCACUAAGUUCUCAGAGACUUCAGUACAGAGACCCUGAUAAACAGUAUUGUGACUGUAUUUAGCUCGUCUGAUAUAACUGUGAAGGGAAAUCCCGCUUGUUUGUGUAGGACUGUGUUUUGUUCUUAUCUAAUAAUGUUCUGUGGUUUAUCGUCACAAAACUGUCAUGACCUAGAAAUAAAUAAAUAAAUAACUUAAUUAGUAAAUAAAUGAAAUAGUUGUUUUAUAUUUGCCCCUAAAUUUCCCUCUAAUUUUGUUGUCAUGUAAUAUGUACGUGUGUGUGCAAAAAUAUGUGGUGUAUUAAUAAUUUUAAUAUAAUUUAAUCAAU